AUGUCUUCGCAGCAAGGACCCCAGGGUCCUCCAUCUGGAGCAUCUGGGCAACCCGGACGAGGUCCUCCGUACGCGCCUUUGAAUGCCGGCUUGGGUGGAACACCAACGAUUGUGCCUGACGUGCCACUUGCGGUCAUUUUUCUUAUCCUCUACCUCAUCUUUGGUGUCAUCCACAUCAAGAUCUUCAAGGGGAACAAGCAUCGCGGGCACAAAUUCAUAUUCAAUGGCGCUAUACUCGGUCUCUGCAAGAUUCGGAUCAUUACCAUGUCCCUACGGAUAGCAUGGUCCAAUUAUCCUAGGAACGUCGGACUUGCUAUCGCAGCGAACAUCUUCGUCUACAUCGGCACCAUCAUCUUGUACGGUGUGAACUGGUUUUUCGUCCAGCGCAUUGUACGCGCCCAGCACGCACGUCUAGGAUGGUCAACACCGUACCGCAUCUUCCAUAGAGGCGGGCUUGUCUUGCUGAUUGCUUCACUGCUCAUGCUCGUCGUAAGCCAGAUCUGGGGGUUCUUCACGCGCGACCAAAGCAAGCUCGAUGCUUUUCACGUUUUGUUCGUCAUCGCGCAGACGUACCUCACCAUAUUCUGCUUUGCACCGGUCGUUCUCGUCGGCAUCUCCCUCCUCGUCCCACGAACAGAAGUCGAGAAGUUUGGUGCUGGUCGACUGAGAUACAACAUCAUCAUCCUGCUCAUCUCCGUGUCCAUCCUCUCGAUUGGACAGAUAUUCCGUUGCGUUUUGGCCUGGAUUCCUCCAACUCCAUUGGUCGAUGUCCAGCGCCAUGCUAUCGACUUGCCGUGGUACCUGACGAAGGGAAGCUUCUAUUGCUUCAAUUUCGUCACUGAGAUCUUUGUGGUCAUCAUGUUUGCCGUUGUCCGUGUCGACUUACGCUUCUAUGUGCCAAACGGAGCAAGGAAGUCAGGUGAUUACUCGAGAAGUCACGUCGAUUUGCACGAUGAGAACGAGAAGAAUCUGCCCAUACCCGCGCCCGUUCUUCCUAUCUCAAUGAUGCAUCAGAACGACUCAAAUCAGACACUGCACAGAUAUCAGUCGUCUGUGUUUGAGGAUACACAGACACUGGCCGAUUCGCUACAAUACCCUCACUCAACACUAGAAGUGGAUGACAAGACAGGCAGCUGGAAGGUCAAGCGUCUCUCAAGCGAUUCCACGAGAAGUCGGCGUACUACCAUUUCUUUCGCGACCUCAUCUAGAACAACACUAAACGACAAGGCUCCGCGCGCCGAGGACAACGUGCCUCCGGUUCCUGAGCUCCCUGCUGAAUGGCCACUACCAGCUUCUACCCCGCCGCCGAAUGCAAGCUCCGUUCUGGAGCAUACAAACCCGCCCUCGCGCCGCGCCACACCACAACGAGAGACCUAUGAGCUUGAACAUCACCAGUUGAAUGAGUUCGAUAUAGGUGAUGCGGUUACCGACGCCUUGGCCAAGUUGGAGAUGAACAGUGAAAGACGCACACCCAACCUUUUGACACCUCCACCAAGAUCUCACCGCAAAUCGCCUGUACAGGCCUACACGCCCACUCUUCCCUCCAAAAGCGAAGGCCGUUCGCCGUCUCGAAGUGCCCGCAAGCGCGUUACCUUCCCACAGAAAGAGGUCAUUCGCAGCCGGGCGAGCAGCGCUAAUUCUCAUGGUCGGAGAACUCCUGCUACAGAGAAGAUACCUGAAAUCCCUAUCCAGAGGCCUGCGGAGUCGUCAUUACCUAGACCCUCUCACCGGUCUGGUCCAACAAGAAGUCCCAGUUUGGAAAUCAUUUCCCUGCUGAACCACAUGAGCAGCGAUUCCACUCGCAUCAGAGACGCAUCGCUGCAGCGAACACGUGCCAGCUCAGUCGCAGGAUCCGAGGAGCCUAAGACUCCUGUUUCCUGUACGAUAACACGGCAGACAAGCUCAAAACACAGUUCUGACAAUAGCUCGACGAGUUCCGAUGCACGCGAAAAAGAACUGGCGAGGGAGGAAUUCCGUCGUUUUAGCUCAGAAGCGCCGCACAGGUACUGA
Alternaria atra is the source of this 2010-nucleotide messenger RNA. RefSeq lists its product as uncharacterized. Lineage: Eukaryota; Fungi; Ascomycota; Dothideomycetes; Pleosporales; Pleosporaceae. The record is from RefSeq and is a predicted model, not a curated record. The transcript has 3 exons. The coding region runs from base 1 to 2010 and encodes 669 amino acids.